AUGGAGGGAGACGUUAUGGACAAGCUGGAGGACAUGUCAUCGGUGUACGACUUCGACCCGAUCACCGGCAACAUCCCAGCUACCAAAGUAGAAAUCACCGUCUCCUGCAGAAAUCUGCUGGAUAAAGACACAUUCUCCAAGUCAGAUCCAUUAUGCGUGCUCUAUACACAAGGUGUUGAGACCAAACAGUGGAGGGAGUUUGGGAGAACGGAGGUGAUAGACAACACCCUGAACCCCGACUUUGUUCGAAAGUACAUCUUGGACUACUUUUUUGAGGAGAAGCAGAACCUUCGCUUUGACUUGUAUGACGUUGAUUCCAAAAGCCCAGACCUGUCCAAACAUCCUGCAGAACUCAACGACUUUUUAGGUCAGACGUUCUGCACUCUCGGGGAGAUUGUUGGAUCACCAGCCAGCCGACUGGAGAAACCACUGGGAGGGAUUUCAGGAAAGAAAUGUGGCAGUAUCAUCCUGUCUGCAGAGGAGCUGAGCAAUUGUCGAGACAGUGCCACUAUGCAGUUCUGUGCCAACAAGCUGGACAAGAAAGACUUCUUCGGCAAGUCAGACCCUUUCAUGGUUUUCUACAGAAGCAACGAGGAUGGAACUUUUACUAUCUGCCAUAAAACAGAGGUGGUGAAGAACACAUUAAAUCCCGUGUGGCAGCCUUUCGCUAUCCCAGUACGAGCUCUGUGCAACGGUGACUACGACAGAACUAUCAAGGUGGAGGUGUAUGAUUGGGAUAGGGACGGCAGCCAUGACUUCAUUGGGGAUUUCACAACCAGCUACCGAGAGCUAGCUCGAGGGCAGAGCCAGUUCAAUGUGUACGAAGUGAUUAAUACCAAGAAGAAACUGAAAAAAAAGAAAUAUGUCAAUUCUGGAACAGUAACCCUGCUUUCGUUCUCUGUAGAGUCAGAGUUCACAUUCUUAGAUUACAUCAAAGGAGGGACGCAGAUCAAUUUCACCGUGGCCAUUGAUUUCACUGCAUCUAAUGGGAACCCCUCCCAGUCCACUUCACUGCACUACAUGAACCCCUACCAGCUGAACGCCUAUGCCAUGGCCCUGAAGGCUGUUGGGGAGAUCAUUCAGGACUACGACAGUGACAAGAUGUUUCCUGCUUUGGGCUUUGGAGCCAAACUGCCCCCUGAUGGACGAGUGUCACAUGAGUUUCCACUGAAUGGAAACAUGGAAAAUCCUUAUUGUAAUGGUAUAGAGGGCAUCUUAGAGGCAUACCACCAGAGUCUGAAAACAGUGCAGCUGUAUGGGCCAACCAACUUUGCUCCUGUGGUGAACCAUGUUGCCAGGUAUGCAGCAGCAGUGCAGGAUGGCUCUCAGUAUUUUGUGCUCCUCAUCAUCACAGAUGGCGUCAUUUCCGACAUGGCCCAGACCAAAGAGGCCAUUGUUAAUGGUGCCAAGCUUCCUAUGUCCAUCAUCAUAGUUGGAGUGGGUCAGGCUGAAUUUGACGCUAUGGUGGAGCUGGAUGGUGAUGACAUCAGGAUCUCGUCCCGUGGGAAACUGGCAGAGAGAGACAUUGUUCAGUUCGUUCCUUUCAGAGAUUACAUGGACCGGACAGGUAACCACGUGUUAAGUAUGGCACGGCUUGCUAAAGAUGUGCUGGCAGAGAUCCCCGACCAGUUCAUCUCUUACAUGAAGAGCCGAGGGAUCAAACCCAACCCAGCGCCGCCUCCUUACACACCACCUGGACACACACACCACCACACACAGAUCUGAUCUCUCACCCUCCCUUUGCUUUUCACUGAGGACUGACAGCAUGCAGCAGCCACUCAGAGUCCAGUGGGAACUCUCUACCUCCUGUUUUGUGGGUGCUAACAGGAGAUGAUGCACCAGGAAAUGGGUGUUGAAUUCAAGUGACUUUUGGAGCAGCGUUUUAUUUAUUUUUUUGUUUAUUCUGUGAAAUAUUCAUUUGGUUUCU
Messenger RNA from Scomber japonicus (chub mackerel), 1927 nucleotides. It is a transcript of the gene cpne5b, whose product is annotated as copine Vb. Bases 1 to 1725 code for a protein of 574 amino acids. Gene Ontology annotation, biological process: cellular response to calcium ion. Gene Ontology annotation, cellular component: plasma membrane. The record is from RefSeq and is a predicted model, not a curated record. Gene Ontology annotation, molecular function: calcium-dependent phospholipid binding. NCBI's taxonomy places the organism in Eukaryota, Metazoa, Chordata, Actinopteri, Scombriformes, Scombridae. The transcript has 21 exons.